AUGAAGAGCAUCCUAAAGACUGGCAAAAGGGUCGGCGCGCUGCGGAAAGAGAGCAGCAUCACCCAGAGCAGCUCAAUCGGGGCCGUUCGCUGGAAGAUACCUGAAGAGACCAUCCAGGCUCACAGCUCGGUCCCCAGCCGACCCAGCAACCCCAGCAUCGUCACCGGACAACACUCACAGGAACACCCUCGUCAGAACGGCCUGAAGGAUCUCCGCAGCCUGCAGGAGUGUGUGCAGUUCAUCAACGACUGGAAGAAGCAGGUGGACCAAGUCUGCAAGGGCAGAGGGGAUCCAGGGGAAGGCACCAGCAAGAAAGACACCAGGUCCCCAGACCGGAAAGUUGAACGUAGUCUUGAGGAGAGCAGGAAACUGAUCCUGGAGUGGGCCGACGAACUCCACCAUGUGGACAAGUUCCUUAAGGAGAUCCCAUGGGCAUCGGAGAGCCAAGAAGACGAAAAAGAAGAAGAUAAAGACACUAAUGAGAAUGCACAGAUGAAGAUCAUGGAGUGGGCGAAGGAGCUGCAGAUGGCCACUGAGAGUUGUGGCGUACCAAGCGAUGAGCUCGGCAAAGUGCUGCGUCUACUGGGCCUGAAGAAGAAACGUCUGGUAAAGCUGCUGCCGCUGCUGGAGUUCAUCACCUGGUCUCUGCUCAAGGAAGACAGCACGAAAAUGAUUACACAAGUGUGGCUACUGGCAAAGCAAAGGACCUGGAAAGCGGGAAUUCCCCGAUACAUCCCCAACUCAGUCUGGAGUUGGAUUUGCACUGCAGCAGCUGAUGUGCGUCUCGACCCCAUGACCAACUACCCGUGGCUGCAGCUUUCCGACGAUCAGCGCAAAGUCCAGGAGGGCCACGUGGUGAGCAAGCCCACUCCCAACUCCCAGCGCUUCGACCACUGGCCGGGCGUGCUCGGCUGGGAGGGCUACGGCUACGGACGCCACUACUGGGAGGUAGACAUAGCCAACAAUGGAUACUGGCGCUUGGGCCUGACCACUGCCACCUCCAAGCGGCACGGGAACUUCCCCAUGACGCCAAAGGAGGGCUUCUGGACCCUGUGGCGCAGCCCAAACCACUUCUACGCCUGCACCAAGCCGGAGACCCAGCUGCCGGUCAGCCUGGUGCCCCGGCGGAUGGGGAUCUACUUAGACUAUGAAGAAGGUCAGAUCUCCUUCUACAACGCCCAAACCAAGACACACAUCUACACCUUCACCGGAAACUUCAAAGGAAAGGUCUACCCUCUGUUUGCCCCGAUGGACGGUCGCACACUCAUGACGAUCAUGCAGCCGCACCAAAUCUCAGCGCACUGAGGGAGAGGAG
Messenger RNA from Stegastes partitus (bicolor damselfish), 1315 nucleotides. Its product is annotated as nuclear factor 7, brain. The transcript has 9 exons. The record is from RefSeq and is a predicted model, not a curated record. NCBI's taxonomy places the organism in Eukaryota, Metazoa, Chordata, Actinopteri, Pomacentridae. Gene Ontology annotation, molecular function: protein binding. The coding region runs from base 1 to 1305 and encodes 434 amino acids.